Daldinia vernicosa is the source of this 2961-nucleotide messenger RNA. RefSeq names its product putative excision repair protein rhp3. NCBI's taxonomy places the organism in Eukaryota, Fungi, Ascomycota, Sordariomycetes, Xylariales, Hypoxylaceae. Gene Ontology annotation, molecular function: ATP binding; DNA helicase activity; hydrolase activity, acting on acid anhydrides, in phosphorus-containing anhydrides. Gene Ontology annotation, cellular component: nucleus. Bases 398 to 2797 code for a protein of 799 amino acids. Gene Ontology annotation, biological process: transcription by RNA polymerase II; nucleotide-excision repair; positive regulation of mitotic recombination. The transcript is spliced from 2 exons. The record is from RefSeq and is a predicted model, not a curated record.
CCGGUAUCAAAUGCCAGUCAACUUCUACCUGGCAACGUCAACUAUCGCGCAGCUAUCAAACGUCGCGAUGCGUAUAUACAAAUUAACAUGCAAAAGUCUAAAGCUGGUUUGAGAACAUAGUAAAAGAAAAUACCCAAGCCGAGUUAGUUUCUUUGCUACCGGCGAACCAAGCACAUAACAUGCUAUUUGUAACAUUUCUACGCGACUGCAACUGAAGGAGGCUCCACGAAAACGACCUUAACCCAGCCGCGCCAGUACGCAUGCUCUAAGGUCUCCAUCGACAACCUCUAUCAAGUUUUAUACGAAUUUCUCCUGGCAUCAGAGAACCUCACCCCUUUCCCAUGCUUUAACCCUGCAUGCUCACCUCCAUAUCGUAUUUGCCUAAAAUUCCGCAAAGAUGAAGUUCUUCAUUGACGACCUCCCGGUUCUCUUUCCGUAUCCACGGAUAUAUCCGGAGCAGUAUGCAUAUAUGUGUGAUCUGAAGAGGACUCUAGAUGCAGGCGGGCAUUGCGUCUUGGAGAUGCCUUCGGGGACCGGAAAGACUGUCUCGCUGCUGUCAUUAAUCGUCGCAUAUCAACAACAUUAUCCCGAACACCGAAAGCUUAUCUACUGUUCUCGUACUAUGUCAGAGAUCGAAAAGGCACUAGCAGAACUCAAGGCAUUGAUGAAAUUUAGGGCUGAUGAACUUGGCCACGUAGAAGACUUUCGAGGGCUAGGCCUGACCAGCCGUAAGAAUCUCUGUCUCCAUCCUUCGGUCAAGAGGGAAAAGAGCGGCACCAUCGUGGAUGCUAGGUGUCGUAGCUUGACUGCUGGCUUCGUCAAGGAAAAGAGAGAGAAAGGCGAGAGCGUUGAGACAUGCGUGUACCAUGACAAUCUGGAUCUCCUGGAACCACACAACCUCGUACCCAACGGCGUUUGGACCCUUGAUGGCCUACUAAGAUAUGGCGAGCAGCACAAGCAGUGCCCUUAUUUUACAUCGAGGCGAAUGAUGCAAUAUUGUAACGUUAUAAUCUACUCGUAUCACUACCUGCUAGACCCCAAGAUAGCAGAACGUGUAUCUAAAGAGCUCUCGAAGGACUGCAUUGUCGUUUUCGAUGAAGCCCACAACAUAGACAACGUCUGUAUCGAAUCUCUGAGUACAGAUAUCACAGAAGAUUCCCUACGAAAGGCCACCAGGGGUGCUCAAAACCUGGAACGUAAAAUCGAGGAGAUGAAGGAGACAGAUCGAGAACAGUUGGAAAACGAAUACCAGAAGCUAGUGGAAGGCCUUCGAGAUGCCGAUGAGGCUCGACAAGAGGAUACUUUUAUGGCCAACCCCGUUCUUCCCGAUGACUUGUUGAAGGAGGCAGUCCCCGGAAACAUCCGGAGGGCUGAACAUUUUACUGCUUUCCUAAAACGAUUUAUCGAAUACCUCAAGACGCGUAUGAAGGUCCGCCAGGUCAUCUCGGAAACACCGCCAUCAUUCCUAGCACAUCUAAAGGAGCACACGUUUAUCGAGAAGAAGCCAUUACGGUUCUGUGCUGAAAGACUAACCUCCCUUGUGAGGACGCUUGAACUAACCAGCAUCGAAGACUAUCAACCGCUACAAGAAGUAGCUACAUUCGCGACUCUUGUUGCCACAUAUGAGAAGGGAUUCUUGCUCAUCCUUGAACCUUUCGAGUCAGAUACUGCAGAAGUGCCAAACCCAGUUCUACAUUUCACGUGCUUGGAUGCGGCAAUCGCUAUUAAGCCCGUGUUCGACAGGUUUAGCUCUGUCAUCAUCACAUCCGGCACUAUCUCACCCUUGGAGAUGUACCCGAAGAUGUUAGGCUUCACUACGGUCGUCCAAGAGUCGUACACUAUGACCCUAGCGAGGAGAUCUUUCUUGCCGAUGAUCGUCACCCGAGGAAGUGACCAAGCAACUAUCUCCACCAGUUUCGCAGUCAGGAAUGAGCCGAGUGUGGUCCGCAAUUACGGUAACCUCUUGACUGAAUUCGCAAGAAUUACUCCAGACGGUAUGGUCGUAUUCUUCCCAUCAUAUUUGUACAUGGAAUCUAUCAUUAGCAUGUGGCAGGGGAUGGGCAUAUUAGACGAGGUCUGGAAGUACAAGCUCAUCUUAGUCGAAACACCGGACGCCCAAGAAACUUCGCUUGCACUUGAAACCUACCGCAUGGCUUGCUGCAAUGGCAGAGGUGCUGUCCUCCUGUGUGUGGCGCGUGGGAAGGUCUCAGAAGGUAUCGAUUUCGACCACCAGUAUGGCCGAACUGUGCUGUGUAUCGGUGUUCCGUUCCAAUACACGGAGUCGCGUAUCCUCAAGGCCAGACUACAGUUCCUUCGAGAAACCUAUCGUAUCCGAGAAAACGACUUCUUAUCUUUCGACGCCAUGCGACACGCCGCACAAUGCCUGGGUCGUGUGCUCCGAGGCAAAGACGACUACGGAAUCAUGGUGCUAGCCGACCGCCGGUUCCAAAAGAAGAGACUCCAACUCCCCAAGUGGAUCAACCAGGCCAUGCAAGAAGUCGACGGGAACCUAAGCACAGAUAUGGCAGUCAUCACAGCGAAGCGCUUCUUGCGAGACAUGGCGCGACCCUUUAAAUCUAAGGACCAAGAAGGGAUCAGCAUGUGGAGUCUCGAGGACCUGAAAGAGCACCAGAAGAAAGUCGACGAGGAGAGGAUUAAGGAGUUGCAAGAGGACAAUGCGGCUAUCGAGGCUAUGCAUAGAGCGCAGGCUUUGCAGGCUAUGCAGAGCUACAAUGAUGACUUCGAUAUGGAUGACGACGAUCUCGACGAGGGCAUGAUGGAACUUGACGCCGCGUGAACGCGAGUGUGCGCGGAUAGGUAGGUAGUCACCAGCCCGAUAUUCUGUAUAACAAUCAAAUCACAUUAGAGCUUGGGGCUCUUCUAGGCGUUGGAAACCAGCAGCCAACACCGCAAGGUUAAAUACCUAAUCUAAUACAAAAUUGUUCAAGGCUUAAGAAGACU